Molecule: messenger RNA, 1536 nt
Organism: Necator americanus (New World hookworm)
Lineage: Eukaryota; Metazoa; Nematoda; Chromadorea; Rhabditida; Ancylostomatidae
Exons: 14
Coding region: 1-1536 (511 amino acids)
Cellular component (GO): intracellular anatomical structure; dystrophin-associated glycoprotein complex
Molecular function (GO): protein binding; structural molecule activity
Source: RefSeq, a predicted model, not a curated record
AUGAAGAAUCGUCAGAGAAAUCUUGAUGUGGUACAUCAUGGGCUUGUAUUAAUCAGUGAUGGUAAAGGACGAGGAAGACCAUCCAGACUUCUAUUAUCCAGAGAUCAAUUGUCGAUAGAGAUACCUAGCGACGGUACUACAAAUGAGGUCGAUACAGAAGCACCUGAUGAUCAAACUCGAACAAUUGUGAUUAAACGAAAAGGAGGUGGGCUCGGAUUGUCAAUAAAGGGUGGAACCGAAAAUGCUCAAAAUCUGCCUAUUGUUAUAUCGAAAAUUUUUCCUGGGAUGCCAGCAGAUCAAACGGGUCAGUUGUAUGUGGGCGAUGCGAUUGUAGAAGUUAAUGGUGAACCGGUGGAAGGUCGAUCACAUGAUGAAGUAGUGGAAAUGUUGAAAGCUGAAGGAGAUGAACUUCGACUUGGAGUACGACAUUAUUCGAACAUAGCCUCUUACCUGAAACCAGCACAAUCAUUGCAACCAGGAAGAUCUGGAGGUGCUCUGGAUAAAAUCUAUGAACCAAAUACAUGGAAGUCUGCUAUGAAAGCUCAAUCCGACUUAGGUUUAUACGAUGGAAAAGAAAAAUCAACAGGUGGUGAAGGAAAAGAUGAGAAAUGGAAAACAAUUACAGUUAUACCAUUACCGAUGGCAUAUCUUACACGAUAUCUUUGGGGGACCGACAAUCUCAGAACAAAUUCUUUUGAAGUACGAGCGGUGGACGGUUCGUCAACCGGUAUUAUUCACUGUGAAGACGCUCGUGCACUUGAACAAUGGAUUGGACAUAUCAAUAAUCAUAUACAAUCACUUAAUCAUAAAAGUAUUAAGAUGAGCAACAAAUAUCUUCAUCAGAGUGAACAGAUAUCCUACAUUGGAUGGGUGAAUGAAUAUAUGAGUGAAGGAUUAUCUGAAGAUCCAAAACAAAAAUGGGAGCCUCGAUUUUUAAUUCUGAAAGGAGGCGAUGUGUGCUUAUUCGAAAGUCCACCGCUCAGCUCUGAAGAUUUGAAUAAAUGCCUCUAUCUUUACAAAAGUUACGAUAUCGCCAUUAAACAGGUUCCAAACGAUUCUCGUCGUCUUGAUAAACGAGAAAAUUGUUUCUACCUGGAAACAUGUAUGGCGGACGGGACAAGACACUAUCUUUCGUUCGAAACACCUCAAAUGCUGGAAAUUUUCGAAGCUGCGUAUCACAAAAGUGUUUAUGCAACCGUGAUUGCGAUGCAGACUCGUACAUUCGCGUGCAGUUAUGAAGGUAGACCGAGCGGUUUAGUGUUGGAUAUUAAACAAGGGAUAAGUCUAUACGAUAUUCCUACGAAGAGCUAUAUAUGGCAAUAUCGAUUUCGAGAUCUACAUUCAUCGUCGGAUGAUGGAAAAGUUCACGUACAACUCGUGUUUCGUGACGAUAGAUCACUGGAUCCUGCAAAACUUGAAACAAAGGAUAUUGAAUGUGAUGAAGUGUUGGCGGUAACGUACAAUUUGCACUCAUUCCUCGUUACGAAAAUUGUCGCCGCUGAUCCGGACUUCUUGAAGAUGAAUCCACUCUUAUAA